CAGUAUCUACAAUUGAAUAUAGGGCCUCCUGCAUGCUAAGUAGGCAUCCUACUACUGUACUACAUAUCUGGUCCUUUGCAGUUUUAAAACAGGAUCUUGCCAAAUUGCCCAGGCUGGCUUUGAACUUGCUUCAGUCUCCUGAGUAGCUAGGAUUAUAAGUUUGCCCCAACAUUUGGCUGAAAUGUACAGUGCAUAUGAAUGGCCAUCCAUUUAAAAACUUGUAUCCAGUGUUGUAUCAGGCCUGUGCAUUUUGAAGAAACAAAGAUGACCAAGAAAAAUCCUCGAGGCGCUCCGGGUCUCUGAAUGGCAUCCCAGCUCAUUCAAAGUCAAUUCACAUGAUGCCCUCAGAAACAGAGUAACAGCUUAAAAGUGUCAAGCCUCCUGAAUUUUAUAAUUCUUAACAGCCCCCCUCACUCACAGGAAGCAUAUUCACACACACAAAACACACUGAAGUAAAAUUAAAAAUCAUGGUUUCAUGUUAUAGCCCGGAGGAGUUGGUGUUCACAAGAUUUGGACUCACCUCAGGGUCAAGGAACUGUGAGGGUACAAGUCCCUGUCAUCAUGCUGCACUCCAUGAGGGUGUUUGUUGUCCACUUGGGCUGAAUCUAUACCCCCAAGUGACUCCAGGGUGUCAACUUGGUGAUGACUGAACAGCAGUGUGCUUAAAAGGAAGUGUCAUGUAGAGCAGUCUGAGUCCUCUUCCCAGACUUCAGAAGAGGCCUCUUUCCAUUUCCUCUUUUUCCUUCCAGGCUUCAUUCUUGAGGGCAGGCCUGGGUCCUCUGGGACUGGAGUUCGGCUCAUCAGAGUGCAGGAGAUGCCACAGGAAGGCACUUCAUCCCUUCACUCUGCUGUUCUGGUCCCCUGUGAGAAGCACAGGGUCAGUGAGUCCCAAGUUCAAGUCUCCAGCCCUUAGAUAUUUGGCCCCUAAGUAGUGCAUGGGUAUUUUUUUCAUUUCUGGUUCCCCACCUAGACUGAGUAGGGUCUCCAGCCUGUAGGGUUGGAAACAGAUGCACCCAAUGGGCUCCCACUUCCUGUCCUUUCCAGCUCUUCUGUGUCUCCCUUCUGCAGAACCCCAUCCUCCUUGGAGAUGAAGGAACGGAUGGUGUCACUCUGAUGCUGGAAAGAGUGGUUGCCAUGAGGUUGAGCUGGGUUCCCCAGAUACCAGCAGGUGACCUGGCUCAGACAGUGCCCUAAGCCAAGUGGGGAAGAUCCAGGUGCUCAGCAGUACAGGGCUGGUGCCUGGCUAAGCCCCUUCUCAAGAUGUAGACAGAGAAGGACUUGUUGGAUGGCUUGUGCAGGAGUCUCAGGGAACGGGUGGAUAGGGCUGUGGGAGUGUCAACAGCAGAUGCCCCUGAAGACUUGUGUUCCUUCCUGUGUCUCCGGGUGAGGGUGUCUCACCUAGGUUCCUUUUCUUGGUUCCAUGAAACUUUCAGGAGCCAGGCUUGGUUCCCCAUGCCUGUAAUUCCAGAACUUGGGAGCCUGAGGCAUGAGGGUUGCCUCAGGGACUACAUAAUGAGACCCUGUCCUAAACAAAGCAAAAUUCAUAGUAAUAACACAAAACUUGCAGGGACUGCUGUAGAACCUGGAGCAUUCUGGAAGAAUGCCGACAAGAAGCUAUAUUCCUGUCAGGAUGAGUGACGGAGAAGUAGCAUUUCUAAACACUGGGAAAUAUCACUGUGCAUGGAUGCCCUUGUACAUUUUCAGUUGACAGAACCUGCCAUUACUAAGAAAAAACCUGCAGUUUGUUCCAGACCAAGAAACCCUGAGACUUCUCUUAGUAGGCUGAGGUGCCAGAAUGGGGAUUUGUUGUUUUCAUUAUCUGAUGAAAAUGUUCUGGACUCCUAGCUUCCUGAUUGUUUUAAUAAGCUAAUGAAGGAGGGUCUGUGCGGCCACCCUUGAGCAUAGCAUGAACAUGAAACAAGAGGGAGGAGGAGCAGGACCAAGACCAGGACUAGGACCAUGACCAGAACCAGGACCAUGACCAGGGCCAGGAGCUGAGCAUGAACAGGUUCUGGAGCAGGAGCAAGAGCUGAGGGGGAGGACAGCAGGAGCAGUGGGAGGAGCUGAGGAUGAGUAGGUGAAGGAGCAGAAGCAAGAGCAGGAGAAGGAGCAGGGAGAGGCAGCACUAAGAGGGAAGAGCUCUACAGGUCAGUGGUCUGUUCCCUGCAUUAAGGAAUGAUUAGCCCGUACAUAUAACUGAAUAGGUACAGUCCCUUGGUCCCUUUUCUGGGGUGUGUAAUGGAAAAACUUGAGCCUCAGGUUUCUAUAGGAUAUUUCUCAUUUCAAGUUGGUCUCUUACUCCUUUAUUUACCGGUCAGAGAUUGGUAGGUGUGGACAGUCGGGAGCAGUUCAGAGCUGUAAAACCCUGGCUUCUCUUCUCCUUCCAAUUCCCCUAGUGUCCUGUCCCACUUUGCUCUUGUGAAAUGGCGUCCCCUGACUCACAGUGAGAACCCUUCCGUGGGCUGUGAAGUCCAGUCUCCAGCCCUGGCUUUGGUCUUCUCAGGGGAAGCUCCAUGCAUGUAUUUGCGUUGGCUACACACUGAAAAAUUAUCCUUCCAGUGGUUUUGUUUUUGGCACUGAGGGCCUGGCCAAGAUUCAGGGAACCCCGCUGACUUUGUGGUGCUUGUUCAUCUGAGUCUUUUCUGGUCUUAGCCCCUCAGUAUCUGAGAGGACUGCAUUCUGAUGUGUGAAUUGGAGACCCCAGAGCAGGAGGGUGGAGGGCAUGUUAUAGGCACCUGGAGCAACUCAGUCCUAGUGUGUGAGAACAGGCCCCAAGGUGCCAUAAGCUAAGAGAAGCAGAGAGAUCUAGGUUUGUACAAAGCGUAGUGAUGGGGGACUGAGUGACAAAUCGAAACAUGGUCUUGUGCGGCAACAAGAUUGGUUGGAGCCCUGCAAUUUGGGUCAGAAAGAGAGUUCUAUGUAUGGGUUAGGACAAAAUUCUAGCUUCAUUCUAGGUGCAAUGGACUUGAUUUAACUUAAGCUGGCACCAGAGUUAGGCACUUUCCUGGAGCCAUGGCCUUGUAAAAUUCCACACAUCACACUAAAGUUUCAUCUGCUUGUAAUUUGCCUAGAAAGCGUACAGGAAAAGCCAGCUAGGAUUAUUCUUGGGCAGUUAUGGUGGUUAUGAUUCAAGAUGGCUAGUCAUGCUUGCAUCCAUUAGGCUGCGGAAAGGCCACCUUCGGUAGAUGAAAGUUUUUACUGCUAUACUUGUCUUGUGCAAGUUAUUCUGCUCCACCCUCCCAUCAGCUCUGGGAAUUUCAUUCCUGACAGUUUCUGCCACACCCCGCACACCUUCUUUACCUCCUUCUUCAUUUUGUCUCAGACUUCAAAUUCCCCUUUGGUGUCCUCACUAUUCUCUGGACUAUCCUUGCAGUACUGGAGAGAAUGACAGCGACUUGAUAUGUGGAGGCGUGAUUUGAGAUCGCAAGCCUGAGGAGGAAAUCUGUGUUCAGAGAGAGAAUUCAUUGUAAAUGUACCUUGACUAUGAGUGGAGGUUGCCAACAACACCUACCUGUGUUUAGGAACUCUAUGAUUGAGGGUUCUGACAAGCAAAUAGAUUUAGACAGACCAUACCUGGAACCUGAUCUGAGAGGUGCAGGUGCUGUGAAGUAUGUGUUUCUCCGUGGGCACAAGAAAGCGAAGGGGGAUUGAAGAGCUAGACUCAUGUUUUCCUUGGAGGCAGGACUUAAGGUGUUCAAAGGCAGCUAGAUAGCAAGAAAACAAAAGCAGUCCAAAGGGCAGAGAAGUGGAGGAAGGAUUAAUUAAUAGACAUGUUCCAGAAAGACAGUGAUAUGCAGGCUCCAUGCUAGGGAAUCUGGAGGCUACGUGCCUUCAACAGCCCUCUGGAUUCUCACUUCCUCUUCUCCUUUUAGAUUAAGACAGGCCAGACUCUUGUCUUGACACACUGUCUGUUCCUGUCCUCUGCAAAGUCAUGUUGCUGUACCUGUCAGCCCUCGUGGGCCUGUACCACCUCGUGCGCUGGUGGGAGAGGCAGGUGGUGAGCAACCCCCAAGACAAGUAUGUGUUGUUCACGGGCUGUGACUCGGGCUUCGGGAACCUGCUGGCCAGACAGCUGGACACGCGAGGCUUGAGGGUGCUGGCCGCGUGUCUGACAGAGAAGGGGGCCGAGCAGCUGAGGAAGCAGACGUUGGCACGGCUGGAGACGGUGAUCCUGGACGUCACCCAGACAGAGAGCAUCGCUGCAGCCACCGGAUGGGUGAAGGAGCGUGUGGGGGACAGAGGACUCUGGGGCUUGGUAAAUAAUGCUGGCAUCUCCAUCCCCACUGCUCCCAGUCAGUGGCUGACCAAGCAGGACUUUGUGGACACGCUCAAUGUGAACUUGUUUGGGGUCAUCGAGGUGACUCUGAGCCUGCUGUCUUUAGUGAGGAAGGUGCAAGGCUGUGUGGUCAAUGUCUCCAGCAUGAUGGGUCGGAUUUCUCUCUGCGGUGGUGCCUACUGCAUCUCCAAGUACGGCGUGGAGUCCUUCUCAGACAUCCUCAGAUACUGGACCAGGGAGCUCUCCUAUUUUGGGGUCAAGGUGGCUAUUAUUGAGCUUGGUUUCUUCAAGACCAUAAUCAAUAGUGAAACACUCAUGAAAAGUUUGAAGAAGGUGUGGGAGCGGACCCCCACAGAAGUCAAGGAGAUCUAUGGCUAGAAGUUUUUGGAAUCCUAUUUCAAUCAUCUUCAGUUUUUGGAGAAAGUGCGGACACCAGACCUGUCCACGGUGACUGACUGCAUGGAACAUGCGCUGACUGCCUGUCACCCUCGCACCCGCUACUCACCUGGCUGGGAUGUCAAGCUCUUUUACCUCCCCUUGAGCUACCUGCCCACGUUCCUGGUGGAUGCCAUUGUGUACUUGGGCUCCCCAAAGCCAGCAAAAGCUCUGUAAAUCCAACUCUUGUGUGUAUGGUUGGGGAAAGGUGGGUACUGUGUGAGGGAUGGGCUUCGUUGGGGAAGGGAAGUGGGUGAAGGAAAGCAGCUCUCACACACCAGGUUACCUUUCUGGUUCAAAGACUUUUUCUCAGGUAUUACUCAAGACUGGUGAAGUGGGAAAGAAAGAGCCAAGGAAUUCUGCUGAGGAUUAAGGGUUCAGCAGCACUCACUGAUCCCACCCAGUUGACUUAGGCAGCUGCUCAGGGCUCUGAGCAGCAUGUCCAACCAUGAGGAAUACACACACCUGGGGUGGCUGGGAGCAUGUGGGAGGGUGCACAGUCCAUCCCUCAUUUGCCUCUUCACUUCCUCCAGAGGGUAUGCGUUGGUCUUGGGCACUGUCUGUCUUCCCACAAUAUAGGAAUGUCUUGGGCAGUGUAGGAGCCCCUGUCCUUUACAAUCACUGUGUAGGUGGUGAAGGGCAGGAGGGGAGCCACCAGUCUGUCCCCUUAGGUAUUAGGUAUUGGUUGAGAGGUGAUUUCCUCAACAGGGAUCCUGACAGAGGACAUAAACCCAAUUUAUUUAUUUGGGUAUUUGGAAAGAUCACCCAUGCCCAGUGAUUUUCAUCAGUGCCUGGAGGAGAAGUGGGGUGUGGUUGAAAGAGUCAGGCACCUUUACAAAAGUUGGGGCAUGAGAGGCAUGACUUGUGGUAAGAUUAAAUAAAGGAGGUUGGAUUACCCCUCACCUUGCUUAGGUUUUCCUGCCACUAAAUUAGGAAGUUGUUUUCCUUCCUAAACAUCCUAGUAAUUGAGCUCAUAGAACUAGAUAGAUGAAUGGGCAAGCAAGGAGAUGUACAGCAGGGAUAGGCAGGCCUAAGAUCCCUUCCUGCCCUUAGCAACAUACUCCCUGCGGCCCUCAGUGACCAACCCUCCCCUUUGAGUCAUUGUAAUUCUGACCGAUGUCUUCAAGUCCCCUGCCUCUGUUCUAUUCCCACACAUGUCCAGUGGCAUUGACUCAGAGUCACAUUUCUGGAGGUGGGUCUUUCCUUUUCUGUUCAACCUUUGUUGAGCACCUCCUGUAUGCAGGGUAGCAUGCUGAGUUACUCUUGGCUUCCUGAGACCCAGCUGUGUAUAUUGCAGUAUUGUGAUGAUGUUUUCAAGUGUGGGCUGAAUAGAGAAUGUGUAUGUAGAAAGCCAUAGAGGUUCCUGAGCUAAAU
Fukomys damarensis (Damara mole-rat) is the source of this 6085-nucleotide messenger RNA. RefSeq names its product retinol dehydrogenase 16 (gene Rdh16). The record is from RefSeq and is a predicted model, not a curated record. Lineage: Eukaryota; Metazoa; Chordata; Mammalia; Rodentia; Bathyergidae. Gene Ontology annotation, molecular function: oxidoreductase activity.